AUGAAAGUAGAAGCCUCAGUCUCCGGCUUUCGUGUCAAAGAGACUGUGAAAGAAACAAGGACGGAGAAUGAAAGAAAAUCACGUCAACCAGAUACAUACUGGUCUUGGAUUGUGUGCGUAGUUGGAGUGGUUUCUUUGAUCAUUGUUUUAGGGUGUUCGUACUGCUUUGGUAUUAUAUUUCCUUUUCUCCUCGACGAGUUUAACGAAGGAAAAUCAAAUACUGGUGAGUAGUAUAGGGUCAGCUUUCAUAAACACUAUUCCUCUAGUACACAUUGAUUGAGUCGUACAAAGGGAAAAAGCGCCCGGAGCUGGAGGCCCCCCCCCCCUUCCCCCACGCCGCGACCUAGCGAAGGGUGAACCACUAAAAUUGAAAAAGAGGCCCUAGUUGAUACAGUGAACUAGGAGAAAGCUGUUCCUUAUUAAGGAAGCUCAUUGGGCUCAAUAAGGCUGAUAUUGAAUCCUGAGUUAAUGGUUAAAAUUGGGAACCGCGAAGGGUGGAUACAUAGUUGAUGCGCUUCGAGUUUAGGACUGAGUAUAAAACCAUAAAACGCUCCGGUGAGAACUGGGUCUCUCAUGCGCUCUCCACAUGCACUUUGAUAGGCUCCUCCGUCGGAGCUUCGAGUUGAUAAGCCAAACGCAGAAAUAAAAUUGUUAAGUAAGCAUAUUAAUUUUUUGAGAGGGGGUCAGUAAGGUUGACCGUUAGCUGUAAAACUGCAAACGAAAAAUUUUAACCGUUAGUCGUAAAAAGAGUUAACCGUAAAAAUUUUCCCUUUUCACCAUGGAAAAAAAUUAACCAUCCCCGUCCAUGAACCAUCCCCAUGCAAUGAGGCCCUCUUGAGAGCAUUCACAAAUUUCCCAAGAAGAUAAAAAGUCAAAGCAUGCUUGUUUGUGGCAGAGGGAAUGAAAUGACAAAGGCAGCCUAAUUAUGAAAGUUAAAUUCUUCCCUCGUGCAUUUCACGCGGUGGUCCAGUGCAUAAAGUGCUAGUAUACGACGAAUUAAGAAUGUAAAAUAUAUCUUAUUUCAGCAUGGGUAGGAUCAUUAGCGAUGGCAGCCACUGGCCUCUUCGGUCCUGUUGCUGGAAGGCUGACAGACUGUUUUGGCGCACGUGCAGUGGUUAUUUGUGGAUCACUGAUGAGCGCAGCUGGACUCAUGCUGACGUCGCUAGUUCCCAAUCUUUAUCUAAUGCUUCUUACGUACGGUGGAAUAUCUGGAUUUGGUUCAAGCCUUAUUUACAUCUCAAUCUUCGAGAUCGUCCCUCGAUAUUUCAUCAAACAUCGUUCGCUAGCUACAGGCUUAAUAACAAUGAGUACGGGGGCUUCAUUAGUUGUUAUGGGCCCUGUGUGUCAAGCACUUGUUGAUCUCUUCGGUUGGAGGGGUGCAUUUAGAGGCAUGAGUUGUUUUGUUUCCAUAAUUUUUUUUAUUGCUUGGACUCUGGAUCCCAACGUUGCCAAUGAAGAAGCCGAAGUAGCAGUCGAGGAAACUCAACCAUUCAAAUCGCGGCAAACAUGCAGAAUUCUGGAUUUUUCGAUGUGGGGAAAUGUUACAUAUAUAGUGCUUAAUGUCACGAGUUUUUUUGUCUUUAUCGGCCAUACCAUCCCUACAGUACAUUUCGUAAGUAGUUCACAGAUUAUUCUUGUUUUAUCGAAAUCGUUCAUUAGCUGCAAUAGGGGGCCGAGACAGGCCUAAACUUCACUCAACGCUGGCUUGGAGUUUUCCAUUUGCGUUUUAGAAGAGCUCUGGACACAUAGCAACGCCGUGGAGACGUCAACUUCGUCUCCAGGCUCUUUUUCCCCUCGCUUGAAGGCGGUCAAACAAGGGUGAAAAGGGCUGGAAACGAGGUUGUGGAAACUUUAAUGGGAUUCCUUCGGAACCAAAAUUAGUGUUUCUCGAAAAGAGAUGUUCCACUGAUGAGGGUAAAUGCGUAUUGUUAAACGAUAAAAAUACAACUAUAUUUAAUCUGAAAUAUCGUAAGAGUUUCCUUAUAUUGGUGUUCGGGAAAGGAAUGGAAAUAUUAUAUUUCUUUAAACCAUUCCUGCAAAAAAAUUAUGAAAAGGCACUAUCUCGCAAUUAGAAAAGGCACUAUCUCGCAAUUAGAUAGUGUGAACGCCCCUUCUUCUCCAACUUUUGUAAUCAUGAUGUUGCUAUGUAACGGUCUUCUAAGGCAAUUUUCUCUUAAGAUACCCCUCCAGAUGUGAAUAAUAUUCUGUCAAUAGAUUAGUUAUGAUUUUUAUAUUACCAAUCUCGUUUCUGUUACGGCCGAUCUCAACUGUAGGAAUAAGAAAUUUAAUGUAGUAAGCAGGAACUGUCAUACGUAAUCUAACAUGAUUCGCUGGCCGAAAUGGAACGAUGACGAUACAAGAAGAUUGACAGCUUAGUAUGCGCCUUCGAGUCAUUUGCGCAGUUACAAAAUCAAUUUCCACAUUAAAUUUCUUAUUCUUACAGUUGAGAUCGGCCAGAACAGAAACGAGAUUGGUAAUAUAAAAAUCAUAACUGACCUAUUGACAGAAUAUUAUUCACAUCUGAAGAGGUAUCUUAAGAGAAAAUUGCUCUAGAAGACCGUUACAUAGCAACAUCAUGAUUACAAAAGUUGGAGAAGAGGGGGCGUUCACAAGUACCGCCCCCAAGUUGCUACGUGCUAGUCAUAAUAACUAUCUAAUUGCGAAACAUGAAGGGUAUCACAUGUUUACACCUUUAAGAACGAGAGGUGUCGAACGUGACCUUUUACCAGAGAGAUUCACUCUUCCUGGAUUAACAAAUUAACUUAAUUAAUAACAUAGCUUUCCCAAGACACUAUCAUGAGUUUAAUUACCGUAGAAACUGAACAACUGUUUCCAUGUCAACCUCACGAUCAUAAUGAGGAAAACGUGACCAAACUCUACCUUUAAGAUAAGACUCCCAAAAGGAAUAAGAAGUAAUCAACCUGCCUUUUUAUAAUUUUUUUGCAGGAAUGGUUUAAAGUAAUAUAAUAUUUCCAUUCCUUUCCCCAACACCAAUAUAGGGAAACCCUUAUGAUAUUUCAGAUUAAAUACAGUUGUAUUUUUAUCGUUUAACAGUAUCUCUAAAACAAAAUCAGUCUGAACUAUAGAUCUUCUUUAAUGACGUUAGACCUGUACCGAUUUUACUCGUAAAAUGCUGGAAAGUUGCUCACUUGAAUGCCAAAAACUUGCUGAAAAAUUGCCAAAAAUCCAAAAGAUUAUUUCCUGAAUUUAAAAAGUUGCUACCUAAAUUUCUUGAUAUCUUUAUAUAAACGUUAAUUAGUCACAACCUCGCGUACAGUUGAAAUUUUUUGGUUGUCCACAAUAAUUGCUAAACAUCUGUGAAUAAAAAUAGCUUGAAAUUUUCCUUUAAAGAGUCGCUCGCUCGCAAAUAUGAGCGAAAUUUAAAGAUACUUAACACUAAAGGAACAAAUCAAAAGGUUCACUUGACGUCUUGUCGAACGUCAAUUUAGCCAAUUAUCCGUUAUGAUAUUAGAUACAGAUCGCAAAAGGCUUGCGAAACGUUGACAAGUGACAGGUUAUCGGUUAGUUUUUCAUGAAAUUGUUGACUUUUUCAAGCUUGAUAUGCCUUUGAAAGCAAUGAUUUACCCAAGAAUUAUUUAGAAAGGCAAAAAUUGCUCGAAGUUACUAGAACCGCAAAAAUUGCUCCAAGUGCUAAAAGUUUCCGGGCACAAUCGGGACAAGCCUAAUGACACAGUGUGAGCCUGCAUAAUUUGAUUGUCCCGGUAGAAAGAUUCCAUUGCUGUUAAGCCAGGGAAAUAUGCUAGAAAAAAUAGUCUUACACCACCACCUAACGACUGCUAAACUAUUUCUUUGAAUUUCUCAGGGCAGGUACAGUGAGGACCUCGGUGUCACCAAAAAUUUAAUGACAUGGCUUUACUCUUGCAUUGGACUCUCAUCUCUUCUAACCAGAAUACUGGGGUCCAAGCUUUGUGACAUCAUCGGUCCUCAUAGAGUGCUGCUCGUAUUUGGAACAGUUGGUGCAGUGGCUAAUUCUGUUUUGCUACCCCUAGCUACUAACUGGACGUGGCUACUUUGUUUCACUAUAGUCUAUGGCCUUGCUGAUGGUCUGAUAGCCGUUGGGGCAGUUUUUUCAUCCUUGCAAAUUCUAACACAGAGACAGAAAGCUCAGGGAUUUGGCUUUUAUCAAUUGUGUGUUUGUACGGCGCUUUUGUUUGGUGCACCAAUUGGAGGUAAGUCUAAAAAAUUCGAAUGUGUAAGUUGUUAGGGCAAAAAAACUGAGAAUGAAAAAAAAUGAAUGAAAUAAAGAAGAGAAAAAUAAAGAAAAGAAGGAAAUGACGUUAACCGAAAGAAUGAAUGAAGAAAGAAAGAAAUGAAUGAAGGAACGAAUUCACAAACAAACGAACUUAUGAACCGACGAACAAACGAGCGAACGAAGUUAAAACGAGCGAACGAAGGUACAAACGAGCGAACGAAGGUACAAACGAGCGAACGAAGGUACAAACGAACGAACAAGGGGGCAAACGAAGUUAAUUGAAAACGAACGAACAAACGUGCGGACGAAGUUACAAAAAACCGAACAAAAGAAAGCACUCGACUGAGUGAUUCCACCAUUUGCUAAAUCUCCACAUGGACUUAGAUUCUUGUCCUUGUCCCACGGCCACAGUAAGAGAUUAAAAGAUUUACGAAAUCCAGGCUGAACGUCCUCUCAUAGGGAUAGAAAAUGAUAAUAAUAAAAUUUUUUGACUCAAUCGUUAAAACGUGAAGAGAGAGAACAGAAUAUUAAAAAUAAAAUUGGUUGUUGGUGUUGCUCGUGUAUCUCUGGUAUCCUUCCUAAUGAAAACUCCAAACUGAAGGAAUAAGGAAACAAAAUAAUCCUAAAGGCAAAAAGAGACGGCGUUGUUCCGUUGUACGUUUGAGCUAGGUAGCAUUGCAGUUCUAAAUCUUGUUGUUUUUGAAAACGUCUACUUUAGUUUGUUUUUAAAUGCACACAGAAAUAAGCCCCUCAGGAACAUUAAAACGACCGAUUCUAAAUGUUCUUAAUAGACUAUUUAUUCUCUUGAUUGUAUUUCCAGGUUUAGUGGCUGACAAGACCAACUCGUAUCCUACUGCUUUCUUGUGUGCAGGUGGAAUCGAGGCUGUAGGAGUCUUGAUUAUGCUUAUAUUUAUUUGUGUGAGGAGAGUCGAAUUCUCGCAGACGAAAAUCCAGACUGACUCAGAGAACUCAUCUUCAACUGCGCUGCUAGUGAUAGAAAAGGAAACUGUCUUGUAA
Molecule: messenger RNA, 5230 nt
Organism: Pocillopora meandrina
Lineage: Eukaryota; Metazoa; Cnidaria; Anthozoa; Scleractinia; Pocilloporidae
Source: the annotation of a GenBank genome assembly